AUGGAGCUGCUGAUAAUGAUCGACGCCUGCAAGCGGGCGUCGGCCGGGCGCAUCACCGCCGUGAUGCCCUACUACGGAUACGGACGCACCGACAAGAAAGACCAACCGCGGGUGCCCAUCACUGCCCGGCUGGUGGCCGACCUUCUGACCGCUGCCGGAGCCGACCGGGUACUCACCGUAGACCUGCACGCUCCCCAAUAUUUCGCCGACAAGGGAAUUGAUGACCUGGUGGUGGUGGCCGUGGACAUCGGCAUCAGCAAGAAGGCCCGCGACGUUGCUGAGCGGCUUUCGGCCCCUCUCGCCAUUAUCGAAAAGCGGCGCACCGACAACAGCGGGGAGAGCGAGCUUAUGAACGUUAUCGGUGAGGUGGAAGGCAAGGUGGCUUUGACCUUCGAUGACGAAAUCGAUACUGGUGGCACGGUGGUUAACGCCGCCAAGGCCCUGCUGGACCACGGCGUCAAGGAGGUGUACUGCUGCGCCUCCCACCCGGUUCUGUCGCGCAACGCGCCGGAGACCAUGGCGCAAAGUCCAUUCACCGAGAUCGUGGUGACUGACACCAUCCCCAUCAGCCCGGAUAAGCGCAACGGCAAGAUUACCGUGCUGGCUGACCCGGGCGAGCGGCGAGUUUGCGGGGCUGCUACGGCCCGCUGUACGGGCGACCCGACGCGCGACUACCUGAGGCAACUGAUGCCGGACGACGACGAACUUAGGGACCUGAUCGCCCUGGCCGAAGAGGAGUGCCUGUCGGAACUGGUUGACGACGAGGACGAAGGCACCUCGAUAGAACUGCACCAAGUGAACGAGGGGACUGAUGACACGUAUCGGGGCUCGCAGAGCAAGAGACAGAUAUACGAGCACCAGCACGUAGACACCCUACGCCGGUCGGAACAGCGGCUGGAACAGGAGCAAAGGACUCUCGCGGACUGCCAGGCCGCCGCCAAGGAGGCGCAGGACCGCGUGCCUGCAUCACCGCCGCCGCUGGACGCCAACGCGCUGGAAAGGCGGCGAGCGGCGCUUCGUAACGCUCGCGGCAGGCUGAACGAAUACGAACGGGCCCGCCAGAGCCGCGAGACGCUGGUGGGUCAACUGAAUGCCCUGAUCGCCGGGCACGAGUCAAGCGAUGCAUCCUCGAGCGCGGCGCCCAACCCGCUGGCGACGGCAGUUUCUCGACAGGUGUCGGAUGCGGAGGCGUUGGAGGCAUCGGCCUGGCGGCUACUGGUUGAGGCCGCUGCGCCCCUAGGCAUCGACGGGGAUCCCACAGGCGCAGCGCUGGACAGCACCGAGGCGCGACUGGAAACCCUCAGGACUGCACUUUCGACCUGGAACGAUGCCAAGGAGAAGGUCGAUGAGGCCAAACGGCGUCUUGAGGAGCAGGAGCGAAGGGUGGAGGCUGCGGCCGCUUCGCUCACUGACGCGAACAAAUCCAGGGAAGCAGCCCGCAGCAACUGGGUGGAGUGGCUGGGACAACACGGACUUCCCACCAGCUUCACGCCGGACACCGUUGUGGAGUUCCUAGGCCACGUCGAAACCACGCGAGUAAAGAUGGAGCAGGUCGGGGACAACCGGAGGAGAGUAUCGGCAAUCGAAUUCGACAUCCGGCAGUUUCGUGAGAGAGUGGAACCGCUGGCCCUUCGACACGACGUGCAGGUGGACUCUGAGGACUCGAGUAAAUUGGCGCUAGCCGCAGACGAGCUCAUUCGCAGGCUGGACGAGGCGGAGACCGCCUACCACAGCCGCGAGCGAAACAGGGAACAGGCCGAGGAGGACCGGCAACUGCUGGAGGGAAGGAAGCGGCGACUAGAGUCGGCGGAGGAGGAUCUGUCCGCGCUGCUUACGGCAGGAGGGACGGAUGACACCGAGGAGUUCCGUCGCCGGGCGCGACUCGACGAGGAGCGAGGGGGCGCUUGA
Messenger RNA from Geodia barretti, 1908 nucleotides. The record is from the annotation of a GenBank genome assembly. Lineage: Eukaryota; Metazoa; Porifera; Demospongiae; Tetractinellida; Geodiidae.